UUUCUCAUCGUCAUCAACGGUGCCAUCUAAUCUAACCCAACAACACAACCUCUCUGGCUCUCACUUUAGAAUUUCUAUUCUUUUCUUCCAAGCAUUCAAGAUUUGUUCCACCCAAGAGCGCAGCCUCUCACUUUAGAAUUUCUAUUCUUUUCUUCCAAAUCUUAAAUGCUUGGAGCAUUCAACAUUUGCUCCACGCAUAACACCCUUUCGGCUCUUAACUUUUCGGUUCGGCCUUGGAUUCAUUCUCUUCCCUCUCUCUCAAAAAACACUGAAACCCAUAAUCGUUAAAAUUAGGGCUUCGGUUUGGUAUCUUCUCUCCUUUUCAUGGGCAACAUCUCAAGCAGCGGCGGCGUCGGCGGCGGCAAUCCCCGUCGCCGACACAGCGGGGCUUCACGGCGGAGUCACCCUCCGCCACCUCCUCCGGUGACGCCGCAGCCUGAGAUCGCCGCGAAUCCAUUCGUGUACCAUGGUGCUGCUUCACCGUACCCGAACCCUCCCCUGCAUUACCCUCAGUACCAUUACCCCGGUUACUAUCCUUCGGUGCCACCUCCCAUGCCUCAUCAUCCUCAUCAUCACCAUCAUCAACAUCAUCAUCCACACAUGGACCCGGCGUGGAUUCAGGGGCGUUACCCUUGUGGGCCCAUGAUGCCUAACCCUGCACCUUUCGUUGAGCAUCAGAAAGCCGUUACCAUAAAGAACGAUGUCAAUAUCAGGAAAGAGACCCUUAGGCUCGAACCCGAUGAACAAAAUUCUGGCCACCUCCUCGUUUCGUUUUCCUUCGAUGCCACCGUUUCUGGGAGCAUUGCCAUAUAUUUCUUUGCAAAAGAAGGUGAAGGCUGCAUCCUCACACCAAUGAAGGAAAACCAUCUUGCACCGGUGACUGUGCAUUUCGAGCAAGGUCUUGGCCAGAAGUUUAGACAAGCAGCUGGAACUGGUAUUGAUUUUUCAGUGUUUGAGGAGUCUGAGUUAUUGAAAGUGGGUGACAUGAAUGUCUACCCUCUAGCAGUAAAGGCAGAUGCAUCAGUGAAGGCAGAUGCUCCCCCUGGUAAUUAUGACGAGUCAGAUAGAUCUCCAACCUCUGGUAACACAAACUCUCAGAUUACGCAAGUGGUGUUUGAGAAGGAGAAAGGAGAGUUCCGGGUGAAAGUUGCUAAGCAGAUCUUGUGGGUGAAUGGAAUGAGGUAUGAGCUGCAGGAGAUAUAUGGUAUUGGAAAUUCAACGGAGAGUGACUUGGAUGAGAAUGACCAAGGCAAAGAUUGUGUCAUUUGCUGGUCAGAGCCUCGAGAUACAAUUGUCCAUCCCUGCCGGCAUAUGUGUAUGUGUAGUGGAUGUGCAAAGGUUUUGAGGUUCCAGACGGAUAGAUGCCCAAUUUGCAGGCAACCAAUUGAGAGGCUUUUGGAGAUAAAGGUUGGGUCUGAGGAGUGAGGAAGAUACAUUGAAGAUACACUGUUAAUUCCUCAAGCUUCAUGUACAGCCCAGCUGUAAUACUUUUACAUUUCUCCGUGUCUUCUUUUCAUGGUGUCACCUUACUUUUCUGUAUUUUCCAAUAAUCAGAAAAACAAAAGAAAAUGUAAUUUAUAUAUAUAGGACUUGCGAUUCAACAUGAACGACAGGCUGGCAUUGCACAUAAUUUGUAUAAGACAAUGCCUCCAAUUAGCUUGUUUGUUUGUGCUUAUAAAUGGCUUCCAUUCUAUAUGAAUAAUUAAAUACAUUUUCUCUUGGUAUGA
This is a messenger RNA of Glycine soja, 1727 nucleotides long. RefSeq names its product probable E3 ubiquitin-protein ligase LOG2. The transcript is spliced from 3 exons. NCBI's taxonomy places the organism in Eukaryota, Viridiplantae, Streptophyta, Magnoliopsida, Fabales, Fabaceae. Gene Ontology annotation, molecular function: ubiquitin protein ligase activity. Gene Ontology annotation, biological process: protein ubiquitination. The record is from RefSeq and is a predicted model, not a curated record. The coding region runs from base 325 to 1425 and encodes 366 amino acids.